UCUUUAUGUUUUUUCUUGUUCUAGAACUUCUUAAGAUCAAGGACCAGUACAGCAUUCAGAAUUCAAGAAGAAACUUACAUUUACCUUUUGGAUAGAGUUGCUCAUUGACUUAAUUUUUCAUUAGAACUUCCUGCCGUGACUGCUAAAUUUUUUCAUUGAGCACUAAUAACUUACUGGGAGUACACAUCUCCGUGUGCAUAGUUAGGGCUGCUUUUCCAAGUUCAGUGAUUCACAAUUAGCAGCAUUAAGUUUCACCUCCCUCUUCACAGUGCUGUCAUUCAGCGUGCCACAGCCCUCCUACGGUCCCUCCAGGAGGAGAGCGUCUCGGAUGAGGGAGUGGCAAAGGGCCAACUAUUAUAAGGCAUGUGAGCAAAGACUCACAAGCAGCACCAGAAUGCCAGGAAUACAUCUCCCAUUCAAUUCCAUUGAGCAGAGAACAUAACAUUCUUCAGCUUGGUUCAAACAAGCAUCUCUGGACCAAAAAAUAUACAAAGCAUUGCCAAUAACCACCAAAGUUUAAUUUUUUAUUUAUUUAUUACUUUUUUUUUUUUAAGGAUUCAUCAGAGAGGUUGAAAUCUUGAAACAGAACAUUUAACCUGGAGGACAGAACUGGUUAAGGACCUUCCAGCAAGGCAGGGCUUGACUGGCAGGUCCCAUGGUGGUGACCCUGCUCUGUGUCCCUCAGCCAAGAGGAGCCCAUAGCAGUAAGCUCCCAUCAGCACUGCCUGUCUGCGCCCGAGGAGUCCCCCUGGCAGGAUGGCAGCUGAGAAUGAGAUGAAGCUACAGGAAUUUUCCUGGCAGGCUGCUGACAGCCUGUCUGUCUAUCUUUGUGGGUACAGCUCAGCCUUGGCCUGUCUUCCUUUCUCUGAUUUUGUGUUGGAGGCAGCAUCUGUGUCUUUCACAGACACGCUCAGGAGCAGAAGUCUGCUCUGUCACAGUUCAUUUUCCAGACCAAAACCAAAAUACUGAGGCUGAUUCUUGUAUGUCUGGGCUUUUUCAUUUCUGUUAAGCAGUCUUGAUUUCCCAAAUUGUGAAGGGCGAGGGGAAACCCCCUUGUUAAACAUUUAGAAAUGCCUUGCCCUGGAAGUCUUCCAUUUUUAUUGUCUUGCCACAUUUUGUGCAAAUCACCAUUUAAGUUAAGUUUCUAACUCUUUGUCAAGUUCCUUUUUAAAAAAUAGACUUUUAAUACCCUAAAAAGUAAAAGGCAGGAUAAAAUCCUUUUGUCAUGACUAGUCAUGGUUUGAUGAGUACAGUGCUCUGUAUUUGAUGAAGCGAACUGUCUCAAGCUGGGACAGAGGCUGAUCUGGAUUGGGAAGAAUCCUAGAAAUGAGAUUAGCUAGGUGAACGUGCUGACCUGUAAGAUAUAGAAGUGGCUACAAGACAAUAACAGAUCAGACAUUUCACAGCAACAUGGCAGGGUUUGGACUUAGAAUUACUUCCUGCAAAGGUCACACUGUGUCAACAGGUGAUGUCAUUCAGUUGUCUUUACUAUAUUACUGAAUAUAGUAAAGUAUAUGUUUGUGAUUAUAAAUCUAUUAAUAUUUAUUUUGAGCACUAUUUGUUUUGACAGUUUUGAGAAACUUCCUGUGGUUUGACUGUUUAUUUUAUGAGCAGAUGAUAUCCAGAUCUCAAAAUUACAUUCAAAUGAGUCAUUUUAUCAGGGUGAAAGAACACACUUGGCACAUACAGGAUGCAUGCAGGAAAAAAAAUGCAGUUCCUAAAAUGUCAUGUGAGAGUUUCUUCAGUCACUUCAGAGACAGGACUGAUGGUACUUGCUCCAACACACUGAAAUAACUGCUUCACUCAGCUGCAGAAUGCCUCAAGCCCUGGGCAAUAGCAGUUCACAGGAACAGGCUGCUGUGUAUUAUGCAUCAGAAUCAAUUGUCUCCAUUGCUGUCUUCACCAUCGUUUUCAUCAUAGGUAUCCCAGGCAAUGGGUUGGUGAUCUGGGUAGCUGGUCUGAAAAUGAAAAGGUCUGUGAACACUGUCUGGUUCCUAAACCUUGCUGUGGCUGACAUCAUGUGCUGCUUGUCCUUGCCAUUUUUCAUUGUUCACCUGGCCCUUCAUGAACACUGGCCCUACGGCUGGUUCCUCUGCAAAGUCAUUCCAUCAGUCAUAAUCUUCACCAUGUUUGCUAGUGUCUUCCUACUCGUGGCCAUCAGCAUUGAUCGGUGCCUCCUGGUGAUGAAACCUGUCUGGUGUCAGAACCACCGAACAGUGAAAUUUAUAUCGCUCAUAUGCAGUGGCAUUUGGAUGCUGGCCUUCAUUUUCUGCUGCCCUGUCUUCUACUACCGUGAGACAAGCACUUACGAAGGCAAAACAGAGUGUGGGUACAAUUCUGGAGUUGAUGAUUACAUAGAUGAUCCUGUAAAUGUAUCUGUAAAUGAGUUAUGGGACUACUCAACCUACAAUGGUAGUGACUUGUGGGGAGACAUCAAUGAAGGCAAUGAUUCUGUACCCCAUGCCUCAGCAGUAAUAAACAUCACUAGGGCUGUGUUUGGCUUUUUGCUGCCCUUUGGCAUAAUGGCAGUUUGCUACGCCCUCAUUGUUUUCAGAACACACGCAAACCAGUUUCACAAGUCACGCAACAGGACACUGCGAACAAUUGUGUGUGUGGUAGCUGCAUUCUUCAUUUGCUGGGCUCCAUACCAUGUAGUUGGGAUGCUCUCCGUUGUCCCUGGCCUUCGAACAAGGCUGAUGGAGUCACUGAUCCUGUGGGACCACCUCUCUACAGCACUUGCAUAUGCCAACAGCUGCAUCAACCCCCUACUUUAUGUUUUUGUGGGACGGGACUUCAGGGCAAAGGUGCGGCAAUCGGUGCAAAGAAUCUUGGAAAGUGCCUUUAGUGAGGAACACACAUCUUCAACCCUUCACAGAAGCCAGACUUCAGCAGACAAGAACCUGAGCAGCACCUUGUAAUGCAGGACUUCCUAUCACCACUGAAGAAGGAACAAGCUAUAGCGCUGCACAUCAAUCACUCUCCGCUUAGCAGGUGGUUUUGCUCCAAUACGUUUGAUUAAUCUGCAGCUCCAACCCAGGACACUGCAAGCAUUCAGCUCAUGACAGAUAAACAACCCCCUUUAUAUCCUACACUAGAGAGAUGGGAAGUUGGAAGCACCAAAAGCAAUAAUCUGAGGGAUGACUGGUGAAGCAGAAGACACAGUAUUUUAACCUACACAGACUAUUUUAAGAAAGCAGGGCUGGCUACAGAUUUGUGGUGGGAAUCAUGUAGUUGAACCUCUCAGUUGAGAUAAGAAUGUUAUUUUAUUUGCAUAUAUUUGUCUGUGUUCUACAUCUCCUGUGUCUGAUAAAAGUGCAGAUAAAACUACCUGGGAUAUUGGUCCUGAGAAGGUCAUCACAUCACUCCUCUGACUCUACUAGGGGUCUGAAGUGUGUAGGAAUACCUGGAGAUUCCCUAGAGUACUACUACAUUUCCUUACAGCAAGGCACUAGAACAGCACUUGCCCCAGUCAGCUGCAUUGAACUGACUUUUGUGCCCUGGCAGAUACCCCAUCUAUUUGUUUGUCCUGGCACAUACAUCACUGUAUGGUACUAACUGGUCAAUGCACAUGCUGUACCUAUGUUCAGUAGCAUGUGCACACUUGCUGUCUCCCCAACACUCCCUGCACAACCAGAGUCCCAAAUAUUUCUUUUAGGAAGCAGUUUGAGAUUAUCCAAAUGUACCUACUGUAUUCUGAGAUGGCACAUGAGCAGAAUUUGAGCAGCUGCAGUCACUGAUGACCCAGAUUAGGUGACUGCUGGACUACUAUCAGCCAUUUGGCAAAACCCUGAAACUGAGAAGUGAUAACCUCCAAUCUGACCCCAAGAAGGUAGAGAAUGACCAUGUUGUGGCUCAGUCAUGUCAAGCUCUCCUUACAAGAGAAAUGUGUUUCUUAUGUCCUUCCAGUGGAGAAAAAGUUUCAUCCAGUCAGGCUAUUUGGGGUGUUCCCAAGGUUCAAUGUUUCCUGCUCCUAAAAAGCAGAAAUACAUUUACUAGGUACUCUACAGAAGCAGUUUAAAAAUCUGCUUUUCUGUGUUAGUUCUUCCUUAAAAGAGAAAGGCCAACAAACAGUAAGACAAAUAGACACUAAGCAUUGGUAGAGUUUUCACUCUGCGUUUCUGGUGAGCAUGAAUGGAAAGAUUUCCAGAUCUCACCGCCCUGAGAACAGCCAGCUGAGAGAACCUUCAGCUCUUAAAAUCCUAAAAAGUCUCCAUCUCAAGAACAUCCAUUUAGCCACGUCCACACCCAAAUUCUAAGGUGGGAACCAAGCCAUCCUGACAGGCGCCGCUGAAAGAAAAAAAUCAAUACUGGCACCAAAACAGUUAAACCAUAAACAUUCACUUUUUCUUUUUAUUAAGAAAGCAUGCACAAAAAUAAACUCGUGAGACCACGCCCCUCUCUCCCUGACCACUGACACAAAGCACUGGGGGCCACAUUGGGCUGGAGGGGCCUGCACGACCCCUCUGUGGGCCAGGCUGGCCCCCCUGCCCUGCCUGCAGGCCGCUGCCAGCGCACCCGCAGAGCUCCACACCCACCCAUCGAUGUCUUACCACGCACUAACAACACACAUUGAUUUCAGGGGCAGAGGAACGAGGCUAAUUUGCACACUGACCGGCAUGUAUUUACAUAUGCAAAUGAGGCACAACUUAAUACGCAAAUGAGGCAAAUAUGCAAAUGAGGAGCACUUGGAUAUGCAGAAGGAGCCAUCUUGGUUUGGUUUGCUUCCGGUGGUGUUUUCAGACUUCCACAGGGCCGGCUCUCAGUAAUGUCCACUGCAAAACACUAACUGGCACCUGCCAUAAGUUCUCUCAUUGUCACCGGUGCCACUUUCCACAGAAACCUAUCACACAUGCUUCCAAAGCUGUAUCAUUCCCAUCCUGAGGCAGCAGAGAUAACAGCUGACUCCAUGUUGAAGCUGUCUGGGAUUCCUCAUUUCUCUUGGAAAUGCUCAAUGACGAACUCCCCCCCAAACUCACACUUAAACAAAACAAAAAAAAAUCCAAAACAAAAAAAAAA
This is a messenger RNA of Zonotrichia albicollis (white-throated sparrow), 5016 nucleotides long. It is a transcript of the gene C3AR1, whose product is annotated as complement C3a receptor 1. Gene Ontology annotation, cellular component: plasma membrane. Gene Ontology annotation, biological process: phospholipase C-activating G protein-coupled receptor signaling pathway; positive regulation of cytosolic calcium ion concentration; inflammatory response. Gene Ontology annotation, molecular function: G protein-coupled receptor activity; complement component C5a receptor activity; complement component C3a receptor activity. The record is from RefSeq and is a predicted model, not a curated record. NCBI's taxonomy places the organism in Eukaryota, Metazoa, Chordata, Aves, Passeriformes, Passerellidae.